Molecule: messenger RNA, 822 nt
Organism: Mesorhabditis spiculigera
Lineage: Eukaryota; Metazoa; Nematoda; Chromadorea; Rhabditida; Rhabditidae
Source: the annotation of a GenBank genome assembly
AUGCUAAAUUCUGCGAUGUCGAUGAGCAACGGGCCAUCGAGUGAUGAUUCGUGUUAUGCUGGCUGGUUUGCUAGGCCAAUUGGUGGGCGCUACCCGACGAGGUUCCAUUCUGGUCACUUUCAGGGCGAAACAGCCGCCAAGGAAUUUCGAGGCAAUAUUAUUCACCUCGAGAAGCAGCUGAGGGCCAACGAGGAGCAUGAGACUAGAUGUUCGAUCGCGCAUCCGUCGUCCCUGGCUAAUCAGCCUCCAGCCGUGAUCGGCUACCCUCCGAGCCAUACGACGGUUGACGUCUAUGAUUACCCGCAUCAAUACGGCGAUAAGAAUCCAGUGUUGCACAACUGCAAACUUUGCAAGGAUGGCUGGAAGGAGAAGCGGAUGUAUUAUAAGUCGGGCUGGACGGCCUAUUUCACAUUUCUUCUCGUGUUUCCGCUACUUUCCGCCGUCGAUUUUUUGGGUAGCAGCACGGAUGGGUCAUAUCAAAGCCAACUCUCCGCCGAGCGGCACACCACCUGGGUGUUGGUGCUCGGCUUCUUCGGGCUGAACGUCUUCGGCACGUGCUUUGGUCUCUGGGGCAUCUGGCGAUCGAAGAAGCUGGCCGUGCUCGUGUUGGGGCUAUUAUACUUUAACUGCUUGCUGUUCUUCGCCGACAACGCGGUCUCGGAGGUGACCACGAAAUGGCAGGGGUCAAUAGCGUCAUGUUUCAUUGGUGUUUUGUAUGGAAUAGCCGGGUGGCAGGCCAGCCAAUGUGCCGAUCGCAUUAAUGGUUCGGCAAAUAGCCAAUUUCUGAUGCGCCCCCCGGCGCAACGUCAAGCUUCCUGGUUC